CGUCCCACUGCAUUCUUAAAACGAACCGCUGUAGCGAAGCUGUAUGCUGCAGAUUAGAGUUUCCUUCUUUUGUCACUGAGGCCCCCAGAAGCUCGAGGCGUAAGUGGUGUGACAAGAGAUCUUUUAAAGUCUAGCCUGCCCUUAGACCUCUUGCUCUGAAAAGGAAAAUAAGGUGCUCAGAGAACUGCAACUCAGUCAAAACUUAUCUCCCGCGGAUGAGUAAACCUUUGCAUGUUCUGAACGAAUGGAUCGCCUGUCUAACAAAUUUUACCUCCUAAUGCAAACUGUACGGAGACCAGUUGUUUCAUAUGGAAUUAAUAUAUGUGAUCAAUCGUACCAUUUAAAAAAAUGCUCUGCAUCCCACCGCAUCCUAGCAGGGGCCCAGGCCCCUGGUGGGUGGAAAUGUAGUCUUCUCUUCCGGAUCACUAAAUGUGGUCCAGAUUCAAGGUUGCACCGGAACAUUUUCUUACUCUGUUAGGGGAUCUACACUGGAAACAUCUCUGAAGCCCUCUCAGCAUCCUGUCUGUGGCCUGCUACACAUGGUCAGUGUGCUUUAUAGAGGGAACGGAGAGGGCUGGCCAGCCUGGGGAAUUCCCGAAGAGGAAGCACAUGUGGGAUGAGAUGGUCUUCCCCUCAUCACAUCAACACUAUCAGGGAGACUUGGUUAUGACGGACGUAAACAGUGGCUCCAACAAUUCAAGCAGCUGCAGGUGGAGAAACCGUGUCUUAGAACUUCACACACUGUGCUGAGCCUGAAGAAGUAGCAUGGCUUGUUGGCUUUGUGACAAGUUCUUUUUCAUUUUUAAGAAAACAGUUGUGACUCUUAGAGGCCAACUGGGAACAAUUGAAGAAAUGUAGGAAAAUGAGGGAAAUACAUACAUGGCGGGGUAGGGAGGGGACAAAACCAAUGUUAUGGGCUGGUUUCUUGGCUGUAGUAGCAAUGUUAGCAGCAACAUUCCACCCGGGUGAGUAAUAGACCCCAUUCAUGGGAGAGAGACUAGGGCCUCUGUGAGCGCAGUGUGCGAGUGGGUGCUGGCGGAGUUGGGCUGGUGGGCUGACUGUCUAGCAAGAAGCUCUGGGUUGUAAACAACUGUGAAUAGGUGCAAAGCAAGCUGCCCUUGGAACAUACUACUGAGUGCAGCUGCUCAGAAAUGGGAAGCUAGUUUUGCCUGUGGUUCCAAGGGUUACUCUCCUCUUUGUUUCUUUCCCAGAAUCUCUUGGAAUAGAAACAGCAGAUUAGUUUCAAUUGAGAAUUUUCUUAGAAUUCUUAAACACUUACGCUGUCUUAAAAUCUGCUGUUAGGGAUUCCCUGUUACUUCGCAUUAAGCCUCCAGUUCCUUCAGUAUGUGUCGUGGAAGAAGUAGAAGGGGGUUUUGGCCUUCAGAGGUGGACCUUAUCUAAGUGAGCACUGUUAAGACGGAGGGGAAGUGCCCCACUCCCCCCAAGCCAGUGAAAGUGAUUGUGCAAAGUGUAGGCAGAUGCCAUCAUCAGAAAUGGAUGCUCCCUGCUGUCCUUCACCUACCCUAGAGCAUUCGGUCCGCCAUGACCAGCCAAACUAAGGGGGAAAUUACCAACAUUGAUCUAGCCCUUAGAAUAGUAUUCCUCACCUUUUUUGACAGUAAAGCACAAUAAAAAUGCAUGUUACUUUACAACCCUAAAGGUAUAUACACACAACACUUAAAGUUUCACAAAACAAUACUUACACUUACUACUUUCAAUGCACUCUGCCAUUCUCUAUUCUGUUCUUCCUUUUUCUUUUCUCUCUUUCUUUCUUUCUUUUUUUUUUUUUAAAGCUGUUUGUGGCUUCCUAAGUGGUGCUAGCAGUUUAAAAAUCUCUACCCUUGGGGAUAAGAUGCCUGUGCUGAUUAUCUCUAGACAGAGUCUCACUGAGGCUUUGUUCUAAUCUCCUGUCCUCCUUGGACUUUUCGCAUGCUUGGCUUUUGCAGUUAUCACCCUCAUGUGGAGUAAUCCUGGGGGGAUGUGAAAGGCCUGAAGUCAAGAAGGAAUUCCCACAGCCCAGGUUAGGCCGGUACUGCCUGGUGCUCUCAGUGUGUGCAACUGGUUUUUUAUCAGGGGCAAAGGGUAGGGGACUUGAGGAUGAGGUCUUUGGGCACAAAAGCAAAGCCCUUGCCCCGGGGCUUGUGAUGUGGGCUCAGCUACUCCGCCAGCCUGGACAUCCUGGAAUCUGCGUUGUCCUUUCCCUGUCAGUCUGUUGAAAGCCCAGGAGACUGAUGUGUCAAGCCCGAGGGGAGAGCCUGCUUCUCCAGGCAAAAGGUUGCAUCUUAACUGUGGUUGCACUUAACUUUCACAAAAAGGAGUACACAGAAUAGCUGCGUAAGGCCAAUCCCGAACUUAAUGAAGGAUGUCAGAGUGGGAGCAUUCUGAUGUGCCAGUGUCCUCAUCCUGCAGUGUGUUCCGUUUUCUCCCCUUUCCGAAAAAAAUGGUAUUAAAAUAUUUUGUGAAAUAAGAAGCUCCUUUUACAUUUUUAAUGACCAACAUGCACAUCUGUUCUAAAGAAUACAAAGUCCUAUGGUCUUGAAGAAGGAAGCACCCAUUUAAAACUGACCCUGAAUAAAAACAGACCUGAAUGGACGUCAGAAUGUUUGUUAGUGGCAGGAGAGUAAAAAAAUGGCAAUUUAUUCAGUUAUUUGCCACUUGUUUUGUACUAAGCCUCAUGUUCUUCUGGAUACCGAUCGAUAACCACAUCGUGAGCCACAUGAAGUCCUACUCUUACAGAUACCUCAUAAAUAGCUACGACUUUGUGAAUGAUAGCCUGUCUCUUAAGCGCAGCGAGGAUGGGGCUCCUCGCUACCAGUACUUGAUAAACCAUGAGGAGAAGUGUCAAACACAAGACGUCCUGCUCUUACUGUUUGUAAAGACUGCUCCUGAAAACUACAAUCGCCGUUCUGCCAUUAGGAAAACAUGGGGCAAUGAGAAGUAUGUUCGCUCUGAACUUAACGCCAACAUUAAAACUCUGUUUGUCUUAGGAACACCUUCUGACCCACUGACAAGAGAAAGACUUCAGAGAAGACUGGUUUGGGAAGAUCAGAUGUACAACGAUAUAAUUCAGCAAGGCUUUGCUGAUUCUUUCUAUAAUCUUACUCUUAAAUUUCUUCUGCAGUUCAGUUGGGCAAAUAGCUUUUGUCCACAUGCCAAAUUCCUUAUGACUGCUGAUGAUGACAUAUUUAUUCACAUGCCAAAUCUUAUUGAAUACCUUCAGAGUUUAGAACGAAUUGGUGUUCAAGACUUUUGGAUUGGUCGUGUUCAUCGUGGUGCCCCUCCCGUCAGAGACAAAAGCAGCAAAUACUAUGUCUCCUAUGAAAUGUACCAGUGGCCGGCUUACCCUGACUAUACUGCAGGAGCCGCCUACGUGAUCUCUGGUGAUGUAGCCGCCAAAGUCUAUGAGGCAUCACAGACACUUAACUCUAGUCUUUACAUAGACGAUGUGUUCAUGGGCCUCUGUGCCAAUAAAAUAGGGAUAGUACCACAAUACCAUGUGUUUUUCUCCGGGGAAGGUAAAACUCCUUAUCAUCCCUGCAUCUAUGAAAAAAUGAUGACAUCUCAUGGACAUGUAGAAGACCUUCAGGACCUUUGGAAGGAUGCCACAGACCCAAGAGUAAAAAUGAUUUCAAAAGGUUUCUUUGGUCAAUUAUACUGCAGAAUAAUUAAGAUAGUCCUCCUUUGCAAACUGACCUGUGAGGAUACGUAUCCAUGUAGGGCUGCCUUUGCCUAAUAGUACUUGAAUGUUGUAUGUUUUCACUGUCACUGAGCCAGACGUGGAUGAAAAAACCUUUAAAUGUUUGUCUGUACCAUAAGUGAAAUGAAUAUGAAGAACAAAGAAAUAUUUUGAAAGCCCUGUCUAUCAGAAUGUUUCUUUGAUUCUAGAAGCCCUUCAAUAUAACUUAUCUACUUCAUUGCCUAAAUUCAUAUCAAGGAAUUUAUAUUUAGACAAGGUUUAUGGAAACAAAACUAAAGGGAAUUUCAAGUUCACAGUACCACGUGUAUAUUAGAGGUGUAGAGAAGUUAUUAAGGUGCCUAGGUGUUAGAAUAACUGCUUUUGGAAAAUACCAAGUAAGUGUAUAGUACAACAUUUCAAAGAAAUGGAUAUAUUGUUAGACCAGGUAUACAAGUUUAUUUUGAUUAAAGAGCACUUGAUGGAGUUGGUGGAGGCAGGAGAGGAUUGGCCUAGAAGAAAGUACAUGAAUCUGGUAAAAGAAAGUUUCCUCUUCUUCAGAGGAGAUUUAGGAAAAUGUACACAAUUUCUUUAUAAACUGUCAAAUCACUUACUGUCACAUCCAUGUAGCUAUUUUACCUGGAUACUGUUGGAGUCAUUUUAAAUAUAUUCAUAUCUUUUUUUCAAAGUUUAAUGUGAAAUUUGAGAAGUCAUUAGUUCUGCCCUAACUAGUACUUUAUUAUGGUUCUUUUUGAUUAUUAGAAAAUGACACAAAACAUGGACAGUGUCUUACUCAUGGGGUCCUUCUCUAGAGAGAAAUCAUUGUUAAUUCAAAUAAGCUGAUUUUAAUUUAAUGAAUUUUUCAACUGGUUUUUAAAUAUUCAAUAUGGGUCUGUUUUUAAGGCAGCUAUUUGAAUGUAAGUUUACAUAGAGGAAUAUAAUAAUGAAGAAUUCAAAAGGAAAGAUAGAACAUUAAAAGCCUCUUUUCUCCAUAAUUUAUAAAAUAAAAGUUUUAGUGUCUAAAUUGUAUUGAUUACUAAAAUUAGCCUACCCCUCUCCAACAGGGUCUCAUAAACCACAGACUUUGUUCUGAGUUCAGCUUUUAAAAUUGAGAGUAUUAAACAUCAAAUCGAAGCUGUAGUAUUUAAAAAAAAUCUACUCUUUCAUCACAACAACUGUCAGAGGUUAUCUUCAACUUAUAAAUAUUUCCAACUUCAAAGUAGAAUGAAAGUGAUAGAAAAGUCACCAGAAUGAGAUUUAAAGCAUUUGUAAAGCUGUAGGUUUCUUGUAAUCAAAGAAAUGUGGCUGAGAUCCAAUAGCGCAUUACAUUUAUUUUACAGAGCAGGAUAAAAAUGUGGCUAUGAUGCAAACAACCUCCCCUCACUACAGAAAGAACUAGGUGAUGUCUGUUAUUAGGGGGAUUAUAUGAAAGCCAAAAUAGUGACUUCAGCAAAAGCAGUCGAACUGAUUAUAAACCCUUUGUCUGCAGAGGCUCCUGUUAGGGAAAACUAAGAUGUAUCACUUAGUAAGAUGUCUGAAACAUGCAAAAAAACUAAAAAAGAAUUCUCAGUAUACACAACUGGAUGAUGAUAUGUAUAAUUUGUUGCAGGUAGCUUCUCAAUGUUUACAGAAAUUUUUUGUUAAUUUUUUUCUAUUUUGAAAAUUGAAGCUUGUUUACAUUGAUUGCUCAGAUAAUUUAAAAUUUUUAACUCAUGUCAAAACUAUGGUAUCAAACAUUCUAGUUUUUAGUUACUUUCAGAGUAGGUUCAGGGUUUUUAGAUCAUUACAGUUUUAAUUUUCUGACCAAUUUAAAAAACUGUAGAGAACAAAAGCGUAUUUUGACAAACCAGGUUUAUAAUUAAUUUUUAUUAGUUGAUUCUUUAAUAACCAUUUGCCUUUUGGCCAUAUAUAUGCCCUGUGUAUCUAUACUUGUAACUGUUUAAAUUUGCCAUUGGUUGAAAACAUCAGUGUCUCUCUGGCCAUCAAAAUGAUCUUGUUUACAGCAAUACUUUUGUGAAACAGUUAUUUAUUUGUGAAAGAGCUCCCCUCAAUUGUGUUCAUCUUUUUAUUUUUGCUUAAAAUAGAAUGAAACAGUUAAAUAUGAAGGAAAUAUGAAGGUACUUCCUUUUUUUAAUAAGAAGGAAAUUGCUAGACUCUUCCUUCAUCAGAUUUAAAGUACUGAGAAGAUUAAUUGUAAAUAAAGGAUUCCAACCUUUUAAAAAGGAAGGAAAAAACUUUUUGGUGCUCCAGUGCAAGGCUGUCUUUUAAAAAUCAUCAGUAAAGGGAAAAUAAACUCUUAGCCUGGAUGGUCAAUUGACAGUUAUACACAGUGUUAUUGCUAAAAACUUUUUACCUCUUGGUUGGUUUGCGUCUUUUUUCCAUAUUAUUAAUUUUAUACCAAAAUGUUAAAUAUUUAUAUUAUUUGAAUUUUGCUUAUAUGGCAAAAUAGAGGGUUUUUAAAAAUAAAUCUAUGAUUUCCAAUAAACAACUUGAAAAUUGUCAA
Orcinus orca (killer whale) is the source of this 6176-nucleotide messenger RNA. It is a transcript of the gene B3GNT5, whose product is annotated as UDP-GlcNAc:betaGal beta-1,3-N-acetylglucosaminyltransferase 5. Gene Ontology annotation, cellular component: membrane. NCBI's taxonomy places the organism in Eukaryota, Metazoa, Chordata, Mammalia, Artiodactyla, Delphinidae. The record is from RefSeq and is a predicted model, not a curated record. The transcript has 5 exons. The coding region runs from base 2588 to 3733 and encodes 381 amino acids. Gene Ontology annotation, biological process: brain development.